Messenger RNA from Equus caballus (horse), 2381 nucleotides. The record is from RefSeq and is a predicted model, not a curated record. Lineage: Eukaryota; Metazoa; Chordata; Mammalia; Perissodactyla; Equidae.
CAUAUUAAUUGAACAUGUUUAAGAAGAUAUUCCUUACAAACGCAUUUUGAGUAAAGGAAUCAACUUAGCAAGCUGAGUUUUUGGAAGUGUUAGGGAGACUGAGGAAUGCAGCAAUGAGACAGACAGAUGGUGUCCUUGCCCUCAGAGCCUGCCAGUCUGGGAGACAGCCAAACCUGCAUUUACCAGAGGCAGCAUAUGUACUGGCAGGGGAAGUACAGGCUGCUGCAUGAGUCCACGGGGGUACUGGACCUGGUGAGCUGUCACUGGAGAGCCUGCGGUCUGGCUGUGCCACACCUCCACUGCUUCCCAGCCCUUUCUGGCUGUCUAUACCAGGAUCUGGGGAGGCUGGACAGACAGCUUGGUGAGCUCCUCAGGGCUCCAUGGACAUGGGGCUGGCAGGACUGUGGCAUGAAAUGAGGGCACAUGGAGGUGGGUGAGAUUGGGUGGUCUGGUUGGUGGCCAGAGGGCCGUGGGCUGAGUACCACUUUACCUCUAGUCCCUUCCUGCCUGGCACCCUCCAACUCUGGAGGGCAGUAGUGAUACCAAGCAUCCUGCCCUGGUAGAUUAGGGGGCAUGUCAAUGCCCCCUGCAUUCCACCAAACCUCCUGGAGGCAGGUGGGACAUAGAAGGGAAACUGAGUCCCAGAGAUGGAUCAGAUAUACCCUAGGUGAGCUGGCCAAGCUCCCCAAUGCCACGGCUAGUCCCUCUGGUACAGCAAUGACACUUCUCUCCUUAUGCUUCACAGCGUUUGAAAACAAGGCCCUGGACUCCAGCUGGUUUGGUGGGAAGAGGAGUGCCCUGCAGAGGCUCUAUGACCUUGACCAGGGCCCGCUCUCCGCCCUGGCCGAGGUGCACCGGCAGCGGCGCGACCUGCUGCGCCGCGCCUGCAGCCGCCACACGCGCCGGCAGCGCCUGCUGCGGCCGGAGGACCUGCGGCACGUGCUGGUGGACGACGCGCACGGCCUGCUCUACUGCUACGUGCCCAAGGUGGCCUGCACCAACUGGAAGCGCGUGCUGCUGGCGCUGGGCGGCCGCGCCCGCGGAGACCCGCGCGCCAUCCCCGCGCACGAGGCGCACGCGCCGGGCCGCCUGCGCUCGCUGGCCGACUUCAGCCCGGCCGAGAUCAACCGGCGCCUGCGCGCCUACCUGGCCUUCCUCUUCGUGCGCGAGCCCUUCGAGCGCCUGGCCUCGGCCUACCGCAGCAAGCUGGCGCGGCCCUACAGCGCGGCCUUCCAGCGGCGCUACGGCGCGCGCAUCGUGCGGCGCCUGCGGCCGCGCCCGGCCCCCGACGCGCUGGCCCGCGGCCACGACGUGCGCUUCGCCGAGUUCCUGGCCUACCUGCUGGACCCGCGCACGCGCCGCGACGAGCCCUUCAACGAGCACUGGGAGCGCGCGCACGCGCUCUGCCACCCGUGCCGCCUGCGCUACGACGUGGUGGGCAAGUUCGAGACGCUGGCCGAGGACGCCGCCUUCGUGCUGGGCCUGGCGGGCGCGCCCGGCCUGCGCUUCCCCGCGCCGCCGCCCCGGGCCCCGGCGGCCGCCGCGCGCGACCAGGCGGCGCGCCUCUUCCGGGACAUCAGCCCCUUCUACCAGCGGCGGCUCUUCGGCCUCUACCGCAUGGACUUCCUGCUCUUCAACUACUCCGCGCCCGCCUACCUGCGGCUGCGCUAGCCCGCAGCGCGCGCUCCCCGCCGAGGCCCCGCGGUCUGCGCUCGGGCCGCGGCUGUGCGUUUCUAACGAGCCCCGAGAUGCUGGUGCUGCCGCUCCGGCGCUGCGCUCCGAGACCCGCGCCCGCGCCCUCGUGGGCCUGGGCCGCCCUCACGCCGGCCGGGCUUGCGGGCCCCCCAGGUCAGGUGGGCGGCUGAGCACCUGUGCGCCCCCGACCGCCGACCCUGCCUGGUGCUAGGUGCUUCCUUCCUCUGCCUGCUCCGGCGGGCAGCGCCUCCCCUGGCUGGGUGGGGACUGGCUAAUAGUUUUUUAGGUUGUGAGAGGCCAUUCUUUUUGGUCAGCUCUGCCGCCCAACCUGUCUGCGGCGUAAAAGAGUGGAAUGCUGGCUUGGUGCAGACUGUGGCCCAUCCCAGUGCCUUCCUCACCUCACCCACCCUGGAAAGGACAGCCCUGGCCAGGGAGAGAAGCCCUCCCUGACUGCAUUCGGGCGGGGCCGUCCUUGCUGAGGGGCACAGGUCAGGCGCCAGCCGUGAGCCGCCUUCCACUCUGCCUGUGGCUGCCCCGCCGCGGCCCCAGGUGUCAGUCUGGCCAGAUGCUUGGUCGUCUGUGUGCCCACAGAGCCCAGGGUGCGGUGCUGUGGCAGGUUUCAUAGGACCUUGGAGAGCUGGGGAGCUCCUGUUUUUGAAAUAAAUGUGUUUUGUUGCUUUCUGACA